AUGCCGUCGAAUUGUUUAGAUAUCGUAGUAUAUAAUCCAUCGACAGGGAUUUACAAGCAUGUUGAAGUCGCGGAUUUGGCCUCACCGAUGACUUCAAAUACUUUUGGGUUGGGGUUUGAUGCUGCUAAUGAUGAUUAUAAGGUAGUAAGAAUUAUACACGAUAGUUUAAAUCAUAUAAACAAAAUGGAUGUUAUGGUUUAUAGUUUAAAGAUGAAUUCUUGGAGACAAGCUAAGAAUAGUCGUACGAUUGUAUCAUUUCCUUAUCACCAAGGUAAGGAGGUUAGCGUAAUAGACAACCAUUUACUUCACUGGAUUAUAGAGACAACCCCGAGUCAAUUGGAGAUUGCUUGUUUUGAUAUUUGUAAUGAGAUAUGGACGGAAGACAUCGUGUGGCCUUACUCUUUAGUAAUUGGAUCGCGUUUAAAACCACAAUUAGGAGUUUUAGACGGGUGUUUGUAUGUGAUUUUUAAGAUUCCAAGUGAAAAUAAAUUGGAUAUAUGGGUGAUGAAAGAGUACGGAGUGAAUGAAUCAUGGAUGAAAUUGUUCGAAAUAUCAAAUCAAUGUUUGGAACUACCAGUAAAUAUCAUCUAUGAUAGUCCUUGGCGUUUAAAGCUUCUUUGUUACACCAAUAAAUCAAAGGACGAGAUUUCAAUUUGGGAUGAUGGCUUAUCUAGUCUGAUCUGGUUUGAUCUAAAAAAUAACAAUGUAAAAUCGAUAAAGAUGAUACGUGGGUUUAAAUUACCUAGACUUAUAACCUCAGUUUAUUUAUGCAAUGGAAGCCUUGUUAACAUUCCUGGUGGUCGACCACUGCAAAUCAACAAGGGAUUCCGUUUUUCUUUGAAAGAGGUAUUUAGAAUAGCUAGUCGAAAGUUCACUAAGGGUUGUUGGUUGCCCUAA
This is a messenger RNA of Chenopodium quinoa (quinoa), 897 nucleotides long. Its product is annotated as F-box protein CPR30-like. The transcript has 2 exons. Bases 1 to 897 code for a protein of 298 amino acids. The record is from RefSeq and is a predicted model, not a curated record. NCBI's taxonomy places the organism in Eukaryota, Viridiplantae, Streptophyta, Magnoliopsida, Caryophyllales, Amaranthaceae.